AUGAGUACGAAUAAUCAACCAUCAAUAAACAUCGAAAACAAAACAAUAUCACCGAAAAAAAAACGUGUUCUCAAACGUGUUUUAAGUGAAAAAGAUGACAGCGACGAAGAGGAAAAUAAAAAAUCGAAAAUUGAAAACUUAAAAUCCAUUGAUUCUAAGUUAGAACAAAUAGAAAUAACAACAACAACAGAAAUUAAAACGUCAGAUGAAACAAAAAUAGUAGAAACAACAACAAUACCAACAAUUGAACAAAAUGUAAUAAUUAUCGAUUCAAAAGAUUAUCAACCGGAUAAAGAACAUUAUCAUCCGAUUAAUGAUGCAUGUUGGAAUGUUCCAUAUUCUGCUUUAUCAAAAACAUUAUACUUAAUCGAAUGUAUAUCAAAACGUUUAGAAAUUAUUCGUAUAUUAACAAAUUUCUAUCGUUCUGUUUUAUGUUUGAGUAAACAUGAUUUAUUAUAUUGUGUUUAUCUAUGUUUAAAUAAAUUGGCACCAGAGUAUUAUGGACUUGAAUUAGGUAUUGGUGAUACAAUUAUUAUGAAAGCAAUUGGACAAAGUACAGGACGAACAGUCGAAAAAUUAAAAACCGACUUUCAUACACAAGGAGAUUUGGGUCUUGUAGCCGAAACAUCUCGUUGUACUCAACGAACAAUGUUUAAACCAAAACCGUUAACUGUCUCAAUUGUUUAUACAAAACUAAAAGAAAUUGCACAAAUGACUGGACAAUCAAGUCAAAAUAAAAAAAUUGAUAUCAUUAAAUGUUUAUUGGUGUCCUGUCAAUCGUAUGAAAGUCGCUAUUUGGUUCGAUCAUUAACAGGAAAAUUACGCAUUGGUUUAGCCGAACAAUCAUUACUCGUCGCUUUAGCACAUGCUGCUACAAUUACACCACCUUCAUCCGACUAUCCACCACCUGUCUUAAAUUCAUUAAAAAAAUUAAAUCCAGAAUUAGCAAAAAAGAAAUUAGCGGAUAGUGCUCUAUUAUUAAAAACAACCUACUGUGAAUGUCCAUCGUAUGAUACAAUUAUUCAAGUUUUAUGCGAGAAAGGAUUAGAACAAUUACCGUUCGAAUGUAAAUCAGCACCAGGCGUGGCAUCGGAUUUCCUCGAAGCCCCAGGAUCAAUAUUUCUUUAG
Messenger RNA from Didymodactylos carnosus, 1128 nucleotides. The record is from the annotation of a GenBank genome assembly. Lineage: Eukaryota; Metazoa; Rotifera; Eurotatoria; Philodinida; Philodinidae.